This is a messenger RNA of Fragaria vesca subsp. vesca, 1538 nucleotides long. Its product is annotated as abhydrolase domain-containing protein FAM108C1-like. The record is from RefSeq and is a predicted model, not a curated record. NCBI's taxonomy places the organism in Eukaryota, Viridiplantae, Streptophyta, Magnoliopsida, Rosales, Rosaceae. The coding region runs from base 124 to 1269 and encodes 381 amino acids. The transcript is spliced from 5 exons.
AAACUCGCACACGCACAAACACUUGUGUCUUCACUAAGCAAAACACAAAGUAAGCAAAUCAAAUUAAGCUUGCUGCUUUCUUCUUCUUCUUCCUCUUCUUCUUCAAAUCCUAGAGUCUCUGAAAUGGGUGGGGUUACCUCAUCCAUGGCUGCAAAGCUUGCUUUUUUCCCACCAAACCCACCUUCCUACAAGGUCAUUAAGGACAACCCAACUGGGCUCUUGCUCAUGGACCCUUUUCCCCACCGUGAAAACGUCGACGUUUUGAAGUUUCCGACUCGCCGCGGCAAUGAGAUCGUGGCCGUCUAUGUCCGCCACCCAAUGGCCACAUCCACCGUUCUGUAUUCUCACGGCAACGCUACUGAUAUAGGCCAGAUGUAUGAGCUCUUCAUUGAAUUGAGUAUCCACCUGCGUGUUAAUCUCAUGGGGUAUGAUUACUCUGGAUAUGGGCAGUCAUCUGGCAAGCCAAGUGAACAUAAUACUUAUGCAGAUAUUGAAGCUGCGUAUAAGUGUCUUGAAGAGAGGUAUGGUGCCAAGCAGGAGAACAUAAUCCUCUAUGGUCAAUCUGUUGGAAGCGGUCCUACUGUUGAUCUUGCUGCCCGUUUGCCUCAACUAAGAGCAAUUGUUCUGCAUAGUCCGAUAUUAUCAGGGUUAAGAGUCAUGUAUUCGGUGAAGCGCAGUUAUUGGUUUGACAUCUACAAGAACAUUGAUAAGAUCCCUCUGGUGAAAUGUCCUGUGCUGGUAAUACAUGGAACAUGUGAUGAAGUAGUUGACUGCUCGCACGGCAAGCAACUCUGGCUACUGUGCCAGGAGAAAUACGAACCUCUAUGGCUUAAAGGUGGAAAUCACUGCAAUUUGGAACUCUUCCCGGAAUAUGUUAGACAUCUCAACAAGUUCAUAUCCACUGUUGAAAAAGCUCCUCCAUGCAAGUUGAGUUCAAGGAAAAGCACAGACUGUGUUGAACGUCCUAGGCGUAGUGUUGAAUAUCCUAGGCACAGUGUUGAUUACUGUGAGCUUCCGAGGAAGAGUACUGAUAAGAGAGAAAAAUCAAGGAAAAGCACGGAUAGACGACCUGAAAAGCUGAGAGUUAACGAGUACAAGUUAAAUAACAGUGACAAGCUAGAGAAGUUUAGAAUUUCUGUCGAUCAGAUAGAGAGGUCCCGAAGGAGCGUCGAAUACCAUCAUGAGAAGUCAUCUAGGAGAAGCGUGGACCAUCAGCUAGAAAAACCAAGGAGAAGUGUCGACUGGCUGGACAGAAUUCGAGCCGGGUAAAUCUAUGGUUAAAAGUUGGAUUUGGAUUGGCAGUGUUGGGGGGAUAGAAACAUAGAUCAAAAGGGGAGGGGGAAAAUUAUUUGGGGUCUAACUUAAGUCUUAAGGUUAAGGGUUUAGCAAGAAUGUCUGGUUUAAGGAUGUGGGUCUUUGUCGUUGUUUCUUUCAUUUCACUUGUAACUGUGAUGUUGGCUAAUUUGGCUUGUAGAGUUUGAGAUGGUGUUGGGUGUUAUUGAUUGUUAAUGAAGAAAACUCUAACCUCAUUGUUCUUC